CCUCAAACUCAUGAUCUUCCUGCCCCAGCCUUUGUAGUGCUGACAAAAGGGGAUGGGCCUUGUAAACACCAGGGAGACAUUUGUUUUAAAGCCGCUUACAAAGGUUUUGAGGAGUGUAAUGGCCAGAUCUGACUGCCAAGGCAGAGAGGAUAACAUUGGAGCAACAGGGGCCAGCAAGGCUUCUGGGAAUAUUGCCUGACAUUAGAUUUUCAUUGUGAGGCCUGAAUUUGGGUAGUGACAGCAGAGAUGGACAUAUAUGAAACACCAGGAGGUAAAAUCACAGCUGAUAUUGUAAGGGUGAAAGGACUGGAGGUAAGGCAUGGUCAGCGUUUAUGGACUAUUCCACUUUCUUGCUUCAGCUGUAUAAGGUAGACUACAUACCAGAUCCCAAGGGGAUAGCAGCCAUUGAAGCUAGAAGGACUCGAGAUAAACAAAGCCAAUUCUUCAAUGUGCAGGACAGAGUCAUGGGGGUAGAGGAGCAAAAACUUCAGGAGUCAACAGAGCAGAGCAAUGAGAUGGCUGAUGGUACCAAGCAUGCACAAUGUGAUCUGGUAGCACAGAUGCUACAAAAGGAAGAGGCAAAACGGGCAUGGUGGUUGUCCAAAACACUGCAGGAUUUUCGGGAGCAGAAGCAACAGCUCAGAAGUGGCUAUGAAUGUGACCGUUGGGAUCCAGAUCAACUCCAGGAGUUUCCAAGCCCUUUGUAUAAGAGUAACCCAAACUAUGGCCUACCCACCAUGCACUCUCUCCUUGGGAAAAACCUAGACAGGACCUUACACUCAAGAAUGCAGCAGGAGCAGUUCAUGUGCUACCUGGAGAGGCAGGUGCAGGAACAACAGGAAGUCAAGGAAGAGGAGACACGUGUAGCUUUGCUCAGUGACCAGUUGCACCUAGCCAUGGAUACACGGGCUGCUGAGCUGGCCAGGCUGGAGGAAUCCUGUCGUGUAGCCAUGAGGAUUGCUAUGGCCAAUGCCAAGAGAGCCAAGGCAGCUAAGCAGGCCCAGAAGCAGCGCCAUGAACAUCAGCAACGACAGAAGGCCAACCUCAUGGAGGUCAAGAACCGAAUUAAGAGUGACCCACUGACUAAGAACUCUCAAGCUGCCCAACUGCCCCAGGCUCUCCAACGGGUCCUGCCGUUUUACCUGAAGGGCAAGACAUCAAAGCAGGGAGCUACCAUCAGGAAAGGCCAGGAAGUACAGCGCUGUGAGAAAAAGGAACUGCACCAAGCUGAAAAGGCAUUGGAUGCCAAGUGGGGAAGCCAGAGCAUAUGCUUGGCUGAAGAAGUACUGGAGCUAGAAGAACGGGAAAGGGAAUUGUGUGCUGAGUUGCGAAGGGGGCUGGGCUCCUUCAACCAGGAAUCAGCUAAGGAACAACAAACCCAGCAGAACUACCUGAAUUCAAUCAUCUAUAGCAAUCAACCUAUAGCCCAGUAUUACCUACAGUUCAACAAGAGCAGCUACUGAACUCAAGAUGAUCAUCUCUCUCCCUUCUAUCAAGCUCACAGAUGGCUAGGAGUCAAAGGAAAGAAAACGCUGCAUAUCCCCACUUCCAAUAUCUCCCCAAUAAGACAUCAAUAAGCUUACUACUCUAGCUAAUAAAGUUAUCCAUUAAAAUGUGUUGUAACAGAACACAGUAAGUGUGAGGUGCUGCCUUUCCCAUCACUCCAUC
Molecule: messenger RNA, 1668 nt
Organism: Nannospalax galili (Upper Galilee mountains blind mole rat)
Lineage: Eukaryota; Metazoa; Chordata; Mammalia; Rodentia; Spalacidae
Gene: Ribc1
Product: RIB43A domain with coiled-coils 1
Source: RefSeq, a predicted model, not a curated record